AGUGACGUCCCUGAUCUCUUCAAAGUGUAAAAAGCUUUACUUUCAGUUUAACGUCGUCGGGCGACUUGAUGGAUUGUCUGUAAUUGCUUUCGCAUUUCAAGUGUCAGUAUUUGUUCGAGAACUCAAGAAAUUAAUUAUUGAAAAGUAUCUAAAAAUUAAAUUGUCGCGAAAUUACCGAAUGCACGGGAAAUUUAAUAAUUUCUAGUAUGGAGUCAUUUGCGAAAAUACCUCUUGGACAAACAGCUUUAAAAUUAGUAGAUCGUGUCUUGUGGGUGGUUGAAAAAUCAGCACAGUGGAGUCUUCCCGUUCAAGAACCCUCGUCAGAUGAAAAUGGAAAAACAUUCGGUGAAGUAGAACUUGUGAGGCCACUUCCAUGGAUCCUCUUCCUACCUGGACUAAUUUUAUUACGAGCAGUGAGAAUCGCACUCAACGUAGGAGCUUUUAUCUGCGGAUAUCCACAAAUUCAACCCAGUGGAAUAGUAAAAUUCAUUCAAAAACGCAGAAGACAACUAAGGACAAUAAAGAACAAUGGCUUCAAAAGUAUGCGCGCCCGUAAAGAAUUAACAGACCAGGACAAGGUGGUGGCAAAGAACGAUGCCAGGAAGAGUCUAAUAAAGUCGAUCCAGUUGACACUGUCCACUCUCUCAUGUCUCGAUGGCUAUAGGAAUAAUUCACCAUCGCCGCCUCCCACAAGAAUCCAGGUCUCCAACAAUUUCGAUCUGGUACCAGUACCAGUUGAAGAGGACACAACUGACUCGGCCAACAGUCCCAAUUCAAAACGCAAAUAUUUGGAAGUUGAACUUUCUUCGACUGACGAUGAUGAUGGCAGUGAAUCCGAGGAAGAGACACUCACAUCUCAAAUUGAGCGUUUGGCUUUUGAAAAAAGCAUCGACGAUCCAGAUUUCAAUCCCGAUGCAUUAUCGUCAAGUGACGUAACAGACACAAGUUUCGAGGAUGAAAUUUCUAUAAGUGAAGCAAAAGAUCUUGUGGCGGAUGCAAAAACAGACUUGAAGCACGUUCAACUUCAAACUCCUGAUGAACAAUCAAAACAGAAAGAGGUAGCAAUUCCUGAUGAGAAAACAAAUGUGAUGGUAAUGCCCGAAAACUCAGGCGCCAAUCAUGGGGUUGAUGCCCACGAUGAAGAAGAAAAUUAUUAUUCGCCAGUGAAUUUUGGAACUGAUGGCGAUCUGGCCUUUUAUUCUCCAAUCAGCUCGAAAAGCGUUUCACCAGAACGAUCAAAUUCCCCCAUUAAACAAAUCCAAAGCAAAGGAAGUAACACAAAAUCCAAUGACAUAGGCAAUGGUGCUCUGAAGACGAAUGAAGAACAUAUCUUCUCAGAGAAUGACGCUUCCAGAGAUUCAAAGAAGGAUUCUACAAAUGGUCACAUUGAGGGAAAAAAAUCGACGCACAGUGGAAAAUUCAACCACAAGCAUAGACGUUUCAGUCAUGGAAAUCGUAAAAAAAAGUAAUGAAAUUAAAGAAAGUUUUUAUUAUCUUUCUCGAUGUAAAAAUGUGUGAUUUUAAACAAAAAUGCACAAUUUAUGAAAAAAAAAUUUCAUUACAUCGUUUGA
Messenger RNA from Leptopilina heterotoma, 1571 nucleotides. RefSeq lists its product as uncharacterized. The record is from RefSeq and is a predicted model, not a curated record. The transcript is spliced from 10 exons. Lineage: Eukaryota; Metazoa; Arthropoda; Insecta; Hymenoptera; Figitidae. Bases 207 to 1469 code for a protein of 420 amino acids.